Aedes albopictus (Asian tiger mosquito) is the source of this 635-nucleotide messenger RNA. RefSeq names its product T-complex protein 1 subunit epsilon-like. Gene Ontology annotation, biological process: protein folding. Gene Ontology annotation, molecular function: ATP-dependent protein folding chaperone; ATP binding. NCBI's taxonomy places the organism in Eukaryota, Metazoa, Arthropoda, Insecta, Diptera, Culicidae. The record is from RefSeq and is a predicted model, not a curated record. Gene Ontology annotation, cellular component: chaperonin-containing T-complex.
AAACCCUGUCCGAGCUGAAAUCUCGUCACGUUGCCGAGAACACGUCAACGCUGGGAGUCGACUGCAUGCUGACCGGCAAUUCGGACAUGAAGGAGCACCACGUGAUCGAAUCGCUGCACUCCAAGAAGCAGCAGAUUAUCCUGGCCACGCAGUUGGUCAAGAUGAUUCUGAAGAUCGACGACGUCCGAUCGCCAGCCGAUAAGUAACUGUCUAUUUGCUAAUAAUUCCUCUUGCAUAAGUUUUGUUCCAUUAUUUUUGGUUCCGACGUGCUUACCGCUUUAUAUUACUCCUAGGAAAGUAUGUCGAAAUCCAUUAUACAUUAAAACUUUCUUCUUUCAUGCACCCCGUAAAAUCGCCUUUGCGAAGGAUGUAAGUUGUAAGAACCGAGCUGUCAGAAUUAUCGUCAGCUAUCUGAGCUAUCAGCCUUUAACUUCUUUGAACAACAACAAAGCUAAUUUAAAUACUAACACGGCUUUAGUCAGACAGAUUCUCAUUUGUUGCUCUAGGGUAGGAACGGGAAGAAGGUUCGUUCAUGAUCCUAAAAGCGCAGUUGCACUUACACUCACACUCUCAAGUCACAUAACAUCAUACAACAACCAACAAACAAUAAACACGUGAUUAUGCUUUUGAACGUA